AUGGGCAACUCCAACUCGGCCCCCGACUCAACCGACGUCGACGGCGGCAAAAAGAGCCUCUAUCGGCGCUACGAAGACAAGAAGCGCGGCGCCGGCCCGACCGACGAGGACAUCCUCAAGUACACGGGCAAGACGCGCGACGAGCUCAACGCCUGGGCCGAGAACCAGCCCGGCGUUGGAAAGAAUCAGGCUGCCGGCAAGCUCACCGUGGGAGCGUCAUCUGGAUUCGCCGGGGCUGCAGCGGCAGGGGGGCUUGGUGGCUGGGGAGCAGAGGGCACUAGGAAGAUGAAGUUUCCGGCCAAGCAGGAGCCGGUCAAGACUGUUGAUGAUUCGGACGAGGAGUAG
Messenger RNA from Trichoderma aggressivum f. europaeum, 345 nucleotides. RefSeq lists its product as uncharacterized. The coding region runs from base 1 to 345 and encodes 114 amino acids. The record is from RefSeq and is a predicted model, not a curated record. Lineage: Eukaryota; Fungi; Ascomycota; Sordariomycetes; Hypocreales; Hypocreaceae. The transcript has a single exon.